UGCUCAGUUUGCAGUCCUGUGGAGUUUUUAAAUGCAUUCUAAACUAACGUAGAGAGCUGUUUAGCCUGCAUGCUUAAAGACUCGGUAUCUGGACAGUUAGCUGGUACGUACGUGUCCCUGGUUGUGUAUCCUAGGGCAGGAACAAGUCCUAAUUGUAUUUGCUCAGAUAACUCGAUAAAAGAAACAACUCUUCAGCCAGCAGUCUUCCAAGGCAGAGAGCCAAAGGACAGUGGGAAUGGGGUGGACAGAGAGGUUGUAACUUUGAGUGAGCGCUCUUUGACAGGUUCAAGGGGUGUUCUGUUCCGUUUGGCACUUGACUGUAGUUGUGGGUUUACAGAAGGGCAAAGUGACUCUGAAUUGUUAAGUGACUUCUUGGUGAAUAAGUGAGUAGCUCCCAGCAAACUGCUGUUAGAUGAUGACAGAUGGUGAUAGUUUGCCAAGGAGGAACUUCUCCUGCUUCUAAUAAAGGUCUGUAGCCCAGAAGACUACAGGCUUGGAAACAUUUACUCUAGUAAAUUAUGGUUCUGACCCCAAAUCUGAAUUGGACAGAGAGAUGGGCUCCUGGAAGUUGUGUUUAAGUAGCCCAUUGGUCUUACCGUGCUGUAAGUGGAUUUGUACUCUGUUGCCUUUUCAAAAUGUCAAACUGUCACCAGGGGAUGUUGGGAGGAAAUGUUUGGGUGGCAGAUUAACACUGGGUUCAAACAGCAAACACACAGAGAUGACUUCUCUCUCCACAUUUAUCCCCCUAAUUGAUUUAUAAAGGUUAAUGACACCCCCCCCCCCCCACUCCCCUUUAAUGUGUUUCAUUUUUUGGCCUGGCUUAAUGUCACUCGUGCCAUCCAAGAAAUUAAUCCAUAGCAGUUCCUGCUUCUGCUGAAAGGGAGGGUACAGUCAUUUAGGUUGGGCAGGAGUUCAAGCCCCUGGUUUUCUGGGAAAAAUCUGUCCUUUUAUCAAAGGCCAGCGAGCUGGGCGCUAACAUCUGAUGCUUUGGUGGCUGAGAGGUUACCACAAUGAAUGAGCAAGAGUGGCUUGAAGGGAAUGGAUGCCCUUCUGUCAGAACUGGUGCAAAUAAUUUCCAUCUGAUGAUGUCCCAGGCUCUGGGAUCUCUAAACUGACUCUCUGUGAGGAUUUAUGCACUUGGCCAUGGCAGGAUGUGAAACAGCCUUUGUGUAGCUUUGGGAGAAGCCUGGAGUCUUUCCUUACUCAGUGUUGAACUGUCUGCUUUUGGGAAGUGGACUCCUUGGUGACUUGGCUUGGAACCCGCUAGCUCAGUUUGCUUGCUACUCUCUGUUUGGGGAAAGGUUCGGCAUUACUCAGAGAGAAGUUUUGUGUCUCUGCUGACCAACGAUAGUUUUAAAGACUGGUCAGUAACAUUCAGGGCAGUCAAAACAGCAAAAAGGAGAAUGAGAGCAACGGACAUAGACGUUACUAAGUGUUCUGGGUUUAAUUGCAUCUGAAAUAUAUAAAUAGCCUUUCUCCUAGCCCUGAGCUGUAUUAAGAUCUUAUGACUGGCUCCUGUGUUGAGUAAAGUGUAGACACACACUGAUUCCUAGAGUUACUCCUUAAACUGAUAAUCAAAUUAAGCAGCACAGUAUGUUAAUUCACUAGGUCUCUCCAUUGACCUACCUGUAAGAAAUACUGAUGUAAUUCAGUUAUAUUUACUAUUUAUUAUUUAUACUGUGGUAGCCUGCAGGAGCCCCAGUCACUGACCCUGGCCCUAUGGUGCUAGGUAUUGUACAGACAGAGGGUCCUGCCCCAAACAGCUUGUCAUCUAGAGAUAAGACAUGAGACAGCGGGUGGAUACCGACAGAUGGGGGAGCAGAAGGAAACAAUAAGACAGUCCUGGUCAGCAUGACGGGCAGUGGCCUUAGCACACCAGCCGCCUAACCGUUGUCAAGUUUUUUAGAGGCAUCAUGGCCUAGGAGAGUUUGCAGGAGGUCAGGGGGGUGGCUUUGCAGAUGGUUACAGAUAUCCUCCUUCUAUACAUGAGAGGCAGUGUGGAAGAAAGUACUAUCAAGCACUAGUCAAGAACUAUCCACCUUGUCUGAAUCACUGGAGAAGUAGUCAAAUCUUAUAGCUGGUGGUAAAUAGCCCCAGGGUUCACACUCCUGGCAUGUCAAGACUGUAUUCCUUUCCUCCCAUCUUUUCAUAGGCUGCGGCAGACUGAGCUGUCGUGUGCAGUGUGUCUCCGAUUGUAUAGAGACCGUGCCUGCCAUUCUGUUUCUCUCCCAUUGUGGUGUCUUCCUUUACACUGUUACUUAGGGUGUUGGUUGCUGUUCUUGGGGGGUGUAGAUACUGCAUCCUUGAUUUGACUGCUAUGGCUCAUGGCGUGUGCAGGGUGCAUGGGUACUGGACAUCUCCCCAAGGUUGGGAGCCGAAGCUGGAGAGCUGCCUACCCAUUCUGAGAUCAUUCCAUGCUUUGCUGUGAAGACCCGUCUCCUUGUAAAUGGGCUGAUUUUGCUCAUAGCAGCAAAGCGAAGCAAACUGGAACUAAACGCUUCCCCUCCCUAUUAGCUAAGACCUGGCUUCUCCAUAUCAUGAGUGGAUCACUUUUCUUGGACUUCAGCAUUUGCCUUCUGCUUACGGGGAGGCCUUGUCUUCACCAGGGGAAAAAAAGGUGGUUUUGAAUCAUUUGUUAGUAUGCUAGUGUGGACUAGGCAAUUGUUGUUUUUACAAGUGUUAGCUAGUCGAGAUAAACCGUAGGCCCUCCCCACAUUCAUCUCGACACUUGUGAAACUACAGACUGCCUGUCCACACUGGGAUUUUACCAUGUGGUCCAAAACCAGUCUCUUUUUCCUAGUACGGAUGCAGCCUUUGGUUGGGGCUAGUGUAUUGUCAGUGUUUCUGACAGAGGAUGCCAGACCUUAAGGCCGAAGAUCACCCCUCGCUUUGUCUCUCUGAGAUGGGAGAGUGUCUGUGAACAUCCAUAUUCCUCAAAUGUCCAUAACUCCCCAUUUCAAAUCCGUACUCUGCCAGUGAUUGUAACGCAGAGAGUUCGGGCUUAGAAAAGCUCCCACUGGCAUGUCUUCUAGGUAAAUAUUAUAAAGCUAUUGAGCCAUACCAAGAAUGUUAGGUGGGAUGACCGGGGAAUUUGCCAAAGGAAAUAACAUGGAUGAAAUGUCUUUUUGCUCCAGGACAAAAGACUCUGCAAGUUCUAAGGAUUUAGGAGGGUCUUUUCCUGGCUUCACUGUAUUUAAGCCUGUAACAAAGCAAUCCUUUCUGCUGUGCUCAUUGUAACCUUCCUCAUUCCCUUCUGUCUCGCUGGAGUCUGCAGCAUGAGCGUUAGGGCUGAGAAGUUGAGAACUUGCCCACUCCUGUCAGAAGGGUGUUAGUGGAGAAGCGCAAGUAUUUCCAUUAAGUGCUAACAGUAUUAACCUUUUCACUGUUGACGGUCAUACUGGAAACCUCCAGCGAGUGCUGGACCUGUCAGGUUCUGAUGCUGUGUAACAGGAAUAUAGUAUCUAAUCAGAGUAUUCAAAUAAUUGAGAUGGUUGCUACUGCAGGCUCUGCUUCCAUCUGCUAAAUGUGUCAAACAAGCACUUUUCUUACCCUGUCUCCACCUAGUGUAGCCUCAUCCUUGACCUGAGCUCGUCUCUCUUCCCAUUCAGUUGCCUAUUUCAAACUCUGGGUACUCCACUCUCUAGCUUCGGCUCUCAUGAAAUCAUCCGCCGUGCUUUCUUGUCCUUUUGUUUUGAGUGCUGCAGCUGUAUGUCCUCCCUGUCCAUCUGCACAUUAGCAUUUUCCUUUCGACCUCCUGCAGUUGCACUGCAAGCAGGGGACCUCCAGCAGAGAGUUAUCCCAUAAUUGCAUAAUGACUUCUACACAUUCUGCACCAAUAACACACCAAAGUAAUCGGCACUGACUCUGUUUCCAACUCAAAACAGCAUUAAAACUUUACCCUGAUAGAAAACUUCAGGUAUGUCUACACUGCAAAAAAAAAAAAAAAAACCACCAUGGCAGUGAAUCUCCGAGCCCAGGUCUACAGCCUCAGAACUGAAAAUAGCAGUGUAGACUGUUUGGACUCCAAAGCCCAGGGAGUGGGGUGGGCUUUAGAGCCUGAGCUCCAGCCCAAGCCAGAAUGUCUACAUGGCUGUUUUUAGUCUAUAGAUCCAGGCUCGGAGACACCCUGCACGGGUUUUUUUUGGCAGUGUAGACAUUCCCUUAGAAGCAAACAGACGGCAACAUGGACCUGCAGAGAGAGUACUGGACUGGGAGUCAGACCAGAGGAUCUACUCUUCUUUCAGCUGCUGACCUUCUUCGUGGCCUCGGGUCAAGAGGACAAUAUGGCCGCCACUGCAGCAGUCAGUCCUAGUGAAUACCUGCAGCCUGCUGCCUCCACAGCACAGGACUCUCAGCCAUCUCCACUAGCCCUGCUUGCAGCGACAUGUAGUAAAAUUGGUCCUCCCGCCGUGGAAGCCGCCGUCACUCCUCCGGCCCCGCCUCAGCCCACACCUCGAAAACUUGUCCCCAUCAAACCCGCACCAGUUCCUCUGGGUUCCAGUAAGAACAGCUUUGGGAUCUUGUCGUCGAAAGGGAACCUCUUCCAGAUCCAAGGGUCUCAGCUUGGGACAUCCUAUCCUGGGGGGCAGCUGGUUUUUGCCAUUCAGAAUCCAACCAUGAUCAACAAAGGGGCCCGCUCGUCUACGAACAUCCAGUACCAGACUGUCCCUCAGAUUCAAGCAGCAGGGGGGCAGACCAUACAAGUUCAACAGAACCUAGCCAACCAGAUUCAGAUUAUUCCCGGCACUAACCAAGCGAUCAUUACCCCCUCCUCUUCCACGCACAAGCCUGUGCCAAUCAAGCCGGCUCCCGCGCACAAGGCCGGGGCAUCGUCUGUGCAGAGUGCAAGCAACGUUGUCAAGCUGACCGGCGGCGGCAACAUGACACUAACCCUGCCAGUUAAUAACCUGGUGAAUGCCGCGGACCCUGGCGCUCAGGCUCAGAUCAUAGCCGAGAGCCCGUCAAAGCCCUGUAAAAAGACUAGAAAGAAAGCCAUGUCACCAGCCCAGACGACAGCCAUGGCCGUGGCUGAGCAAGUAGAAACGGUGUUGAUAGAGACUACGGCAGAUAACAUAAUCCAGGCAGGAAAUAACCUGCUGAUAGUGCAGAGUCCUGGCUCAGGCCAGCCAGCGGUGGUGCAGCAGGUCCAGGUGGUCCAACCCAAGCAAGAGCAGCAGGUGGUACAGAUUCCCCAGCAGGCCCUGAGAGUGGUCCAGGCGGCCUCUGCCACACUCCCUACCGUCCCCCAGAAGUCCUCUCAGAACUUUCAGAUCCAGGCAGCUGAGCCAACUCCUACGCAGGUCUACUUCAAAACACCUUCAGGGGAGCUGCAGACCGUGCUACUUCAGGAAGCCCCGGCUGUGACGGUGGCCCCUUCUCCCACCUCCUGCAGCAGCCCCAUGUCCCGCAGUGCCCAAGCAGGAGGAAGCUGCAAAAAGCCAGCUGCCCGCAAAGAGCGCCCCCUGCCGAAGAUCGCCCCUGCUGGAGGCAUUAUCAGCUUGAACGCCGCUCAGCUGGCGGCUGCGGCCCAGGCGAUGCAGACCAUCAACAUUAACGGUGUCCAAGUCCAAGGCGUACCUGUCACCAUCACCAACACCGGAGGCCAGCAGCAGCUGACAGUCCAAAACGUGUCUGGCAACAACCUGACCAUCAGCGGCCUGAGCCCAACCCAGAUCCAGCUGCAGAUGGAGCAGGCGCUGUCCGGGGAGAUCCAGCCUGGGGAGAAAAGGCGGCGCAUGGCAUGCACCUGCCCCAACUGCAAGGACGGGGAGAAAAGGUCAGGGGAUCAGGGGAAGAAGAAGCACAUCUGCCACAUCCCUGAGUGCGGCAAGACUUUCCGCAAGACCUCGCUGCUGCGGGCCCACGUCCGCCUGCACACGGGCGAGCGCCCCUUUGUCUGCAACUGGGUCUUCUGCGGGAAGCGGUUCACGCGCAGCGAUGAGCUGCAGCGGCACGCCCGGACGCACACAGGUGAUAAGCGUUUUGAGUGUGCGCAGUGCCAAAAGCGCUUCAUGAGAAGUGACCACCUGACGAAGCACUAUAAAACCCACCUGGUCACCAAGAACUUGUAGGGUUAGCGGCAGCCAGACGCGGGGGCCGCCAGCUGGCCCUCUAGCACUGGCUAAGCCCCGCACUGUCAUGGACAGUCCCCGGCAUGGGUACGGCGUAGGGGUUGGGCAGACGGCCAGCCUGGGAUUCCACAGCCGUAGUCGCACUCCUGGCUUUGAUACCCUCCCAGAGGUGUCUGCGCGGGGAGAGGAGUCAUUGCUGAUCUUCCUUCCUCGGAAGCCAUCCGCCUUCCAGCACAGUCCUUGGGAAUCCAGCUCCUUCCUCCGCAGAGCGCGUCAGAGCCGGACAUUGAUUGCACGGGCCGGGACGAAGGGGAAGCCCUUAUUUCCAAAGGAAAAUGCUAACGUGGGUGCGAGCGGCAGAUGCUCCUCGCUGCAUCGCGGGCUGGGGGGACUGAACAAGCCGUGCCGUGCCAUCCUCAUGUAAACAGGACAAGGAUGCCGGUGAAACUUUCUCACGGUGCCCCCCCACUCCCUGCACUUGUGAAGCUUCGACACAGCGGGGGGCAGCACUCCAGACAGCCCACCUAGCGCUCUGCGGCACAUUCCUACUUUAUAUUUAAAAUCUAUAAAUAUCUAUAAAUAUCUCUCUCUAUAAACUCCUUUGGAAGGCCCUUUUUUUCUAUGGAAAUUGUUGCCUUAUGCUCCCAGCUCCCAAGUAUGAACACUGUGUAUCGUGAGUGCUUUUUUUUUUUUUUUAUUUAAUUGCGCCCGUUUGAUAAUCUGCCCUCCCAAUCCUUUUCCCUCCAAAGUUCUUUUCUAAUUAUGAAUUGAAGAGGUUUUUUUCCUCUCCGCUGAUUUAUUUUUCCUUUUCAUUUCUCAGUGACAUGGCAUUUCCUUUUGAAUCUUGGAUCUUUAAAUCCUCUUUUGCCCAUAAUGCCAAUCCCCACCCCCGGCAGCCCAUCACUGUGUAUAGUGUAUAUUGUAUCAUAGACUAUAUUGCUUCCGUGUUUACUACAUGUUUCAAAAACAUAUGGCUUGUUAUUUUUGAGCUUUUAAAUUAAAAAAAAAAAUCCACUUUAUUUUUUAGUUGUAACUGCUUGAGGUAUGUUUUAUGAAUUAAGUGACAGAUCUGUUGUUCUUUAUUAACGAUGUAACUGGCUGGCUGGUGAAGAGUCAGCCAAGAGCUUUUUCUUGCUAAAUAAAUUUAGUCGCCAGAGGCAAACCCAG
This is a messenger RNA of Chelonia mydas (Green sea turtle), 7238 nucleotides long. RefSeq names its product Sp2 transcription factor (gene SP2). Gene Ontology annotation, molecular function: RNA polymerase II cis-regulatory region sequence-specific DNA binding; DNA-binding transcription factor activity, RNA polymerase II-specific. The record is from RefSeq and is a predicted model, not a curated record. Bases 4284 to 6071 code for a protein of 595 amino acids. NCBI's taxonomy places the organism in Eukaryota, Metazoa, Chordata, Testudines, Cheloniidae. Gene Ontology annotation, biological process: regulation of transcription by RNA polymerase II. The transcript is spliced from 7 exons.